GAGAGAGGGAACAGCAGUCCAAACAGAUCAGAUUGCAAAAGAUUGAUAGAGAGAGCUGUUCUGUUAAUAAGUAGUUUUAUGGAAAAUAUGACAGGCAGACUAAAUACAAAUAAAAAUUAAGGAUGAACACCAGCUGAAGACAAUGCCUCUGAAGAUGGAGAUACAAAAACCUGAAUUUUCACUUGGAUAGUUCUCGUUUUGCACCUGUUCUGCAAGUCCAGCGCUGACUGAGUAACGGCGGCUUGGGCCAAGGUUUCUGGUGCGAUUCAGCCUCGUCAGAGCUCCGUUUCACCUGCGCUCGCAAAAGCACCUGAAAACGACAGAGAGAGAAAGAGAGAGAGAAAUCAAAGAAGGAUGAAGAAAUUCAAAAGAAGCCUUAUCCUUUUGCUGAAGACGAAGGAGUGGUUUUCUUCAGUAUUAGAUUAGCAACAAAGAAGGAGGAGUUGUAGUGGCAGAUGGAGAGAAUGCCUCAGUUUGGUUAACAGGGAUACUGGGAGAGAAGAUACCAUCUUUUAGUUCUGCAACCUGGUGUAGGACAAGUAAUCAUAAAGGUAUUGGAUUAAUACACAAGGCUACCAACCAUCCACCUAAAUGACUCACUGACAUGCAACUGAGCCAGUGAUCAAGCUGUGAAGGGGCCUUGAUCACACACUGGGACUCCAGGUCUGCCCUUCUACUCUAACCCUGCAGCUGGAGGUGCCGUCAGGAACAUGAGCGUGGGAAGAAUCAACCGCUACAGCAUUGUGUCAUCUGAAGAAGAGGGUCUGCGCCUCACUACCAUGCAUGGUAUGAAUGGAUUUGGCAAUGGCAAGAUCCACACACGCCGCAAGUGCCGCAACCGCUUUGUGAAAAAGAAUGGCCAGUGUAAUGUGCAGUUUGCCAAUAUGGACGACAAGUCGCAGCGCUACAUGGCCGACAUCUUUACAACGUGUGUUGACAUCCGCUGGCGAUGGAUGCUCGUAGUCUUUACUCUUGUGUUUGUUGUCUCUUGGCUGGCCUUUGGCUUAGCUUUUUGGGUUAUAGCUUUGCUGCAUGGAGAUCUGGACAACCCAGCUGGAGAUGACAACUUCACUCCAUGCGUUCUACAGGUCAAUGGAUUUGUGGCAGCCUUUCUAUUCUCCAUUGAAACGCAGUCUACCAUAGGUUAUGGCUACCGCUGUGUGACUGAAGAGUGCCCAGUAGCUGUCUUUAUGGUGGUCUUUCAGUCUAUAGUUGGCUGCAUCAUUGACUGCUUCAUGAUUGGCGCCAUCAUGGCCAAGAUGGCAAGGCCUAAGAAGCGAGCACAAACACUCUUGUUUAGCCACAAUGCCGUCAUUGCCAUGCGGGAUGGAAAGCUGUGUCUAAUGUGGAGGGUAGGGAAUCUGCGCAAGAGCCACAUUGUUGAGGCCCACGUCAGAGCACAGCUCAUCAAACCUCGGAUAACUGACGAGGGGGAAUACAUCCCUCUAGACCAGAUAGACAUUAAUGUGGGCUUUGACAAAGGCCUGGAUAGGAUUUUCUUGGUUUCACCUAUCACUAUUCUACAUGAGAUAGAUGAGGAGAGCCCUCUUUUUGGGAUCAGCAAACAGGACUUGGAGACCGCAGACUUUGAGAUUGUUGUCAUCUUGGAGGGAAUGGUUGAAGCAACCGCCAUGACCACCCAGGCUCGCAGCUCCUACUUGGCCUCAGAGAUUCUUUGGGGACACCGGUUUGAGCCUGUGUUGUUUGAGGAGAAGAACCUGUACAAGGUGGAUUACUCUCACUUUCACAAAACUUAUGAGGUGCCGUCCACCCCCCGCUGCAGUGCCAAGGACAUGGUGGAAAACAAGUACCUAGUCCCCAGCUCUAAUUCUUUCUGCUAUGAAAACGAGCUGGCCUUCCUUAAUCGCGAUGAUGAGGAAGAGGAUGUAGGUGGUGGAAGCAGAGCACUGGCGAACCUCAGUCCAGAUCGAAAUAGCCGACCUGAAUUUGAACGCAUACAGACCACCAGGGUCCUGGAUCAAAGGUCAUAUCGUAGAGAAUCGGAAAUAUGACCUCUACACUUUGACCUGAAGGUCAAAUUUCAAUAACUUUAUUAAGGGUAAAAAUGCAGAACAAUGCAAAGUGCCAUAGGAAAAGCUGACUACUGUGAAAGAGUGUAAAGGUGACAGGACAACAGUAAAAGGGACUUAAUUGGAAGAAAUGGGUAAAAGUGGGUGUAUGCAGCUUGGCAAAUUGUGGUAAAGUAUGUCUACAAACAAGGAAAAAGCUAGAGGGAUACCUUCUUCCUUUAUGGAAACUUGAAUCUUUUUUCACACGGUUAUUUUGAGUUUAGAGUGUUAACUGAUAGAGCAUCAAAAACCUUUAUGACAAAACCUUAUAAUCGAACCUUAGGUGUAAAUACAUUUAUUAGAUAAGUUAUGUUUUGUGUGCAGUAUCAGUUUCCAAAAACACUUUUAAAAUUAAAAGUUGCUAUUUCAAAUUGUUCUUGAGAUCAAAGAUAAUGUUGGAAGGCUUCUCUUAAGCUCUCUUCGAAUUGCUGCGAUUUGCUGGAAUUGCAUUCAGUGACACAUUGAAAAUUUGUGCACCGCAGCAUUCAGAUGCAAUGAGCCAUGAUCAAACAUCUGACCAUGAGCCGCUAAGAACAACACAAGUCUACAACUUCAUUCGAAACCCAAGCUAGGGACCCAGACAAGAAUAUAAAGGAAGGUGUUAAACAGAAAUGAAACUGUAUGGACUCCCUAUUAAUAAUGACCUAAUUCUUCUUACAAGCUAACAAACCAUGAUUUGGCUGCCUACAGAUAUGAUGACAUUUGCAAAUACGGUUCAACUAAGAAGUCAAGUAAAACAAAACUUAAUCAAUGAUUUUAGACAAUCGUGCUACAGGUGGCAAUAUCAAAGUUUGUACUGAUGAAAUUAAUAAAUAAACAACCCUUAAAAAUGCACACUGAAGUGCUCUUUUACAUUUUCCACUUAUGUGACAAGCAAAGAUCACCUAAAACCUUUAUGUUAUCACUCUUCACUACUUUAUCCUGAAUUCUAUCAAGACAAAACUGGUAAAAACUGACUACACUUAAUGUUUUUUUUUAAAUGGAUCUAUGCAUAUUAACCUAUCAGGGGACAAGCAUCCUAUAGAGCGAAGUGUGUGAGAUAAAAUUAUCUAAAGGCAUUGGUUCAACCAUUGCCCAAUGCUUAAAAAAACCAAACUGAAAUUAAAAAGGUAUGGUGUCAAUUUCCAAAGGUAACUGCUACUGAAGUUUAUUUCACCAGAGUUAAAUUAAAUUUACAGUAAACUGACUGUCAAAAAUGGAUAAAGGAAGACUGCUUGAUAGAUUUAUUUUGUCUGAGAGUGGGCCUAUGAUUAGGUUAAAUCACAAAUCUAAGAUUUAGUUGUUUGUAUCCUAAAUGGACGAGCACCAUAAAGUCUCCAGUAUACCUGCCGCAAUGGUUGCUUCGCUCUCUGCUGCAACCUCGUCUCACAGUCUCUUGUAUUUAAACCCGCCAGUAUGGCGCAGGAGCUGCUGCAUUAUUCUCUUGAAUGAUAUUUGCCGCCACUCAUACAAUAUCACCACAUAAGCGCUGCUAUAGGAGGAGAAGAAGUCAAAACCAGAAGCAAAGACUUUGUUGAGUGUUUUUUCCACAAACUCUCAAACCUUUCCUGCAUCUCCCUCUGUAUAUCUGUAUGUCUUUGAGCUUCUGUGGUGGAGUAUCAUUAAGAUGGCGGUAAAAGCCGACACGCUCAUACACUCGUGUCUUCACCCAAGCUGCAAGCAGCCACGGCGUCACAUGUCAGGUUACAAAAAUUAAGAGGUACACAACCAGCACAAGGUACAUAACAGAUGAUGUGACAUCAAAAUCAGCGUGCGACACAGUGAGCAUAAUGACCCCAUUAGGCAGAUGAGUGUGUGUACAACACUUUGUGCUUUUAGAUUAAGUUUAAAAUACUCAAAAUGUAUAAACCAACUUUAUAACUGCUCUGACAUUUCUAUUCAGUUUACAUGAACAGUGGUUAUAUUUGACUACUGUUGUUAUAAUGUUACUAAGAGAGCUUAUUGCGUUUCAAACUAUACUUGGAUUGUAGAUUUACAUGACAACAUUUUAUUGAUGAUACAACAAACUGAUCCUACAUUAAGCUGAAAAGUCAGAUGUCCAACAGUAACACACACAAAAAAAGACAGUGUUCCCUUUUUUAAUACUUGACUUUUGCUUUUAAAACAGUACAUACUGUAGACAGCUAAAUGCAGUUUAGCAAUAUGCUAAUAAAUGAGUUAAGACACUGGAGGGAGUUCAGAAUAGAAGCAAUAAACACUGAAGCACACUUUUUUAAAAAUGCGCUUAUUCAUGUUCAUUCACAGAUAACAAGUAAAAGGUUUUGAGCAAGGAUAAGGACCAUAGAGGUAUUUUUGUUUGUUUUUGGAGUUUUUUUGUAUUUUACUUUUAAUAAAACUUGUAAUAGAAAUAAUUUCUCAUGAUUGAUACCAAAGUAGUGGAGUGUAGCCUGGACUUAACUUGUUAAGUAAUUGCUCCCACCUUAAUCUUCCAAAACCAGUUCAGACGGAAUGGGUAGAUAGGCUCUAAGAAGGAGUUUGAGUCUCCAGUUUGCAUAUUAAAAUCAUUUCUAAAACUACAUCAAAACAUACAGUAGAUAUCUGUCAAAUAAAAAUCUAAAACCAAAUCAAGUAAUCUUUUAUUUGUAGUUUGCUCUAUAGAAAGUAGGUUAAAGUAAAUAUAUAGAAUUAUUAAGCAUGAUAGCUUUUUUCUACGGCAUGGACAAUAAGAUUUAAAAAAGAGCCCUUAUUCUAUACCAUGCCAGUUUAUCAUCCAAACUUCAACAUGUUCAGCAUAAAGUUCAGCUUAAUUAUUACCUCAGUAAAAUGUGUAUUUCAUGGUCCUAUACAAAAAAUUAUGGCAAACAUAAAAGACUCUAUAUGUGCAAAGAAGGAGAUUUAGGUCUCAUUCACACAGGCCUAGAGACCAGUUGGUGGCCACUGAGCAGCCACUGGUAUCUAGGAAGAAAUUUGUAUUUUCUAACCGGUUAUUGGUACGUGCGGGAGGCUGUUGGCUGUCGUUGGGUGAAAUUGGUCACAAAGAAGUAUACGGUGCUGCAUUUAAAAUCUCCUUGCAAUUGCUUCAGUCACAAGCAGAUUGCCUUUGUUGUCUGUAGUUUGCAUGCUGUCUGCCAACAAUCGCCGACUACUUGCCAAGCAGAAAAUAAAAAGUGCGAACUUCGAUCCAAAUUGGCAAACACAUAACAUUUGGCUUCAAAUUAAAAGUACCUUCAAAGGUAAUUGCUCUCUCUUGCAACCUGUCAGCAACCAAGGCUAUCUGCUAACAAAACAAUCACAAUAAGGGCGGGUAGAGUACCCUCUUUAUGACCGAUUUCACCUGGCAAUAGCUAGGAACCUCCUGCAACCCUCAAUAACUGGUUAGGAAACACCAGUUUCUCUAGCAACCAGUGGUUGCCAAGGGUCACCAGCUACUGUCUGUGCCUGUUUGGCUGAGGCCUUAACUGAUUUAAAGAAAUAGGAAAUAGAAAAGAGGAACCAUAAAAUGGUUGUUAUGCUGGUCACAAUGACUAAUGUUUUCAGUUAAGUUGUCAUACGUGUGAGUCUAAGAUACUUCUUGGCUUUAUGUUGCUUUCUUGUAGGAUGUAGUGAAACAUAAAUAGAUUUUUUGAGGCUUAUAAAUGAAGCAUCCUUUACCUACCUUGAACAUUCAUAUGUUCAUUACCUUCUGGGAAGGUUUUGCACACUGAUGUGUGAAGCCUCUGCACCUACUCACGAAACUUUAGUGAUUAAAAAAAGGUGAAGGGUCUACAGCUUCCACGCUGCGUUAAAGAGAUUCAAUAAAUUCAAUUUCUACUGAAUAUUUUUUUUCAAAGAUUGUUUUUAAUUUUCAUGUUGCCCACCUGAGCCCUUAAAAAAGAAGCACACACUAAAGUUUUAGCUAAAUAAGACAUUUAUAGUAUAAAAAGAACAAUGAUCAUAAAAGUGAUAAUAAGGAGCAGCCAGGAUGAACAACCUGCUUAUUUUUAUACAAAGUUGUUGUUGUUGUUUUUUUUUUUAUAGAAUACAACAAUCAAUAUUUAUCUGUUUUUACCAGAGCACUACGAUAGAAAUCACACUGAGAGGCUAAAAUGUAAUUCUUGUCUUAGUUUUCAAAUUUUCACUUUCUGUUGUUUCCUUUCUGCACAGAAGUUAAUGAUUAAACAGGUAUUUCUCUUAAAGGGAUGAUUGGAAAAACCUUUGACCUCUGUAGAAGUCUUCCUAUGUCCAGCAAAAUGUCUACUGGGCUUUUUAU
Molecule: messenger RNA, 6258 nt
Organism: Pelmatolapia mariae (spotted tilapia)
Lineage: Eukaryota; Metazoa; Chordata; Actinopteri; Cichliformes; Cichlidae
Gene: kcnj12a
Product: potassium inwardly rectifying channel subfamily J member 12a
Exons: 2
Coding region: 711-2012 (433 amino acids)
Biological process (GO): potassium ion import across plasma membrane; regulation of monoatomic ion transmembrane transport
Cellular component (GO): plasma membrane
Molecular function (GO): inward rectifier potassium channel activity
Source: RefSeq, a predicted model, not a curated record